GGGCCCCACAUAAACGACUGCCUGCUUGCAGUUGAUACAUAACAGCUGUGCUGCGUUCAUAGACAAUUGUCACUGACAAGUCUCAGUAUUAGAACGUGAUACUCAAGCACACUACUCGCGCACACCAUCUUGCUUCCUCGAACAGUCUUUCCAGGAAAACAACCUUGGCACAGAGUCGCCACGAGUUAAGGCGUAUCAACCAUGGGUUGCGGAGCGAGCGUCAUGAACCGGGAUGGCGGCGAUGGCAACACAGCCAGUGCGCCCCAGCCCAAGAAGGAGGCUGCUGAGGGAGAGUCCUUCGGCUCGGACCUGAAGAGCUUCCUCAUUAAGAUUAUCAAGGAGCCUGAGUACGCCAAGUCGCUGCCUGACCACCUGGCGGCCACUGAGGACCCCACCAACCAGGUUGAGAAAAUGCUCAAGAUGCUUAUGAGCAUUGUGGACAUGGUCAAGGAUACCACCACUCCCAAGCACGAUAUUCCCGAGUUCCUGGUUGGCUGCCUGGUCGCGUUCCUGUACCACCUGACCAUGAAGCCGGCCGCACCUGAGAAGCAGGUGGAGCUGCAGUCUCUGCAGGACACCGGCUACCACGUGGACGCCAAGUGGGCUGAUGCCGUGUACGACAAGGAGGAGGUGGAGGACCCCAAGGCCGCGCUGGUGGUGUCCAUGGCUGCCGAGCCCACGCCCAAGACCCUCAAGGUUGAGGACGUGGCCUACUUCCGCGCCGCCUCCAAGUUGGGCCAGCCUGCCGUAGCCGUGGUGGCGGACCGUGAGCGCGAGCUCAUCCUGGUCAUUGUGCGCGGCACUGCCAACAUGAAGGACGUGCUGACGGACCUGGCCGGCGCGGCGCGCGAGUGGGAGGGCGGCUACGCGCACGAGUCCGUGAGCUUGGGCGCCCGCAAGGUGUUUGACGAGAUCAAGGAGUACGUGCUGAACCUCAAGGCCCAGAACCCCAGCUUCGCCGUCCGCUGCGUGGGCCACUCGCUGGGCGGCGGCACCGCCGGCUGCCUGUCGAUCCUGAUGCACCACGACGAGGAGUUUGCGGCGCGCAUCUACGGCGGCGUGCCCAUGCCGGGCAAGAAGAGCAAGGGCAGCUACAUGAUCACAGCUGUGGGCUUUGGCUCGGCCGCCUGCAUCAACAAGGAGCUGGUGGAGGAGGCGCACCCCUACUGCACCACCAUUGUCCACGACGCCGACCUGGUGCCCCGCCUGUGCACCGACAACAUCUCGGACUUCAUCGUGCUGGCCGACAACCUGGUGGACACCUUCAAGCUCGUGGCCGACGACAUGCGCAUGCUGAUGAAGGGCACCAAGCCCGAGGGCUACGACUUCAGGAAGGUGCUGGGCAUGCUUAAGAAGGCCGCGUCCGACCCCGGCGGCCUGCUCAAGGACCUGCUGGACGAGAAGAUGGACAAGGCCGAGGACGCCGUGGACGCCGCGGCCGCGUCCAACGAGAAGCGCCUGUACGCGCCCGGGCGGCUCAUGUUCCUGUCCAAGCCGGAGAAGGGCAAUGGGCCAUACACCAUCAGCAAGGGCUCAAUGGCGUCAGAGACGAGCAAGAUGCUGCUCAAGGGCUCCAUGUUCAAGGACCACUCGUGCGGCGGCUACGUCAAGGUCUGCUGCCUGGGGCGCCUGCCGCCGCCGCCGGCAGCGUAAGCGACACAGAGAGGUCUUGAGCUGGAGCCGGUUUGACCAUGAGAUCUGUGUCGGCCUGGGCACGAGCAGCGGGGUUUGGGAAGUUGAGGGGUUUAUUGGUGGCCGGUAAUCGUACGGCUGCGACUGCCGUACAAAGGGUCACACACUGGGGGAGUUGCGCCAGGCCGUUUCUACGAGCUGCGGUGGCUAGCUGACAUGUGUGCACUCUCCUGAUUCCAUCUCCAUACAUCUAUUCAAAGUCGAACCGGACAUCUGGUGUGCGCGCUGACCACGAUGCUGACUGUGUACGCAAAUGUGUACGUGCCCCGUCCUUUGACUGCGUCAUGGUGUUUACGCGGUUGGGCUUGGCUCCGGGUGCGUCGCCUGGGAUCCCUGCUCCUGUGACUUGAUCAAUGCGACACGUGUGUAGUAUGUGUUUGCUGUUCUGACGAGACAAUAAUACUUGAGCAUGUGACGCCUGCGUGUAGCAGCGGCGCAUUUCGAUACUCGUGAUCUCAUGACCACACUGCCGUCUGUCCUUUACCGCCUUUAUGACAUGAGUGAUGUGUUACGCGUGAGUUUCUGACAUAACCGGGAGGAAACGCAUGUGCUCUGUGCGCAGGCAGGUCAAGGGCAAUUCCUCGACAUGGGAGCAACUGAAGCAGGAGGUCGGUUAGCCGUGGCAGGUUUGCUGGAUUGGAUUUAACACAGUGUAGGGACAUUGCAUGAGGCAUUGCGGAUUGGAACGAACUGCAGACGCCACAUAGGCUACGCUAGGGAAUUGUAACCAUUUUACAUAAGGGACCGCUCUCCUCUGUGUCUUUCAAGCUCUGGUUGACACAGCAACAAAUGCAGGCCUCCCAAUAAGCUGCCGUGUACGCGGUGUCGCAACCACACCAUGCCAACUAGUGCGCGUAUGACUGUGUGAAUGUGACACUACAAGCAACAUUAGGGCUGGAUAUGCUGGUUGUUGGCUUGGCAAGCUUGCAGGUUGGGCCCGCACCACUGCAAAUGCAGAACGCAGGCACCGCUGAAGAGCCUGGUACUCGAAGCCACGCCAGCAGCGGUGGUGCCGCAUGUACUUUGCACGUGCCGACGUGCGGCGUGCGGCGCGGCAAUCCUCGCAACUACCAACUUUAACUGACACACAGGGAUCACAAACGGGCUUUCGCGCAACUGCCAACGAACAGGGGCGGCACGUGGCGUGGCGGUUGGCGCGCAGCGCAAGUGGGAGCUGGUAGGUGUGCAAAGGCGCGUGUGGGAAGCUGCGCAGAGUACGGCUGAGCCCGGCGGAGGCUGGCGGUUGGCGCGGCGCGCGAGUGGGAGUGUCAGAGAGACGCAUGGGGCUGACCCUGUUUCCAUGAGCUGCCUCUGGGCGCACACGGUUUCACACGGCUGACAGUUGAGCCCGAACGCGGGUGGGACUCGCUGGAGUGCAUGGUAGGCGCUGGGGGGCACACGCGGGCGGGACGCAGGGGCGGCUCGCGGGAAAUUCGGCCGUAACUCGUGCGAAACUCUGGGCGAAACUCAUUAGAAACUCAUGCGAAACUCGCCCAAAACUGGAGUGAAACCGAGACGUGGCCAUUCUUGCGGGCCCCGCUCCAACCUUGCUAGCGUACAUUUAGCUGUAAACAUUAUCGUAU
Molecule: messenger RNA, 3275 nt
Organism: Chlamydomonas reinhardtii
Lineage: Eukaryota; Viridiplantae; Chlorophyta; Chlorophyceae; Chlamydomonadales; Chlamydomonadaceae
Exons: 6
Coding region: 202-1653 (483 amino acids)
Biological process (GO): lipid metabolic process
Source: RefSeq, a predicted model, not a curated record